Messenger RNA from Danaus plexippus (monarch butterfly), 1179 nucleotides. Its product is annotated as splicing factor YJU2. Gene Ontology annotation, biological process: mRNA splicing, via spliceosome. The record is from RefSeq and is a predicted model, not a curated record. Bases 172 to 1083 code for a protein of 303 amino acids. The transcript has 5 exons. NCBI's taxonomy places the organism in Eukaryota, Metazoa, Arthropoda, Insecta, Lepidoptera, Nymphalidae. Gene Ontology annotation, cellular component: U2-type catalytic step 1 spliceosome.
GUGAACGUCAUUCAAUUUAAUAUAUGAAGAUAAAGAUGUGAAAAGUGAAAUUAAUGCUAGAUACGCUUUGUAACAGAAAAUUAUAAGUUAGGAAAAGUGGUUAAGAAUUAUAGAUUGAUAUUAAUUUAUAUUUAAUUAUUAUUUUAUCAUAGUGUGAAUCAAUAACACAAAAUGUCUGAACGGAAAGUUCUAAACAAAUACUAUCCCCCGGAUUUCGAUCCCUCAAAAAUCCCACGUAUGAAAUUGGCUAAAAAUCGCCAAUAUACGGUAAGACUGAUGGCUCCUUUCAACAUGAGAUGUGCUACUUGUGGAGAAUAUAUUUAUAAAGGAAAAAAAUUUAAUGCUCGGAAAGAAGACGUUGAAAAUGAAGAUUAUCUUGGUAUUAGAAUAUACAGAUUUUAUAUAAAGUGCACCCGAUGUUUACAAGAGAUAUCAUUCAAGACCGACCCAAAGAACACAGACUAUGAGAUAGAAGCCGGCGCUACCAGGAACUUUAUGGCCUUGAAACUGGCAGAGGAACAGGCCAAGAAAGAGGAAGACGAACAAAAGGAAGAAGAAGCCAACAAUCCCAUGAAACUCUUAGAAUACAGAACAGAACAAUCUAAACAGGAGAUAGAGAGAUUGGAGAGUCUCGAGGAGCUCAAGGAGUUGAACAGGAGACAGAGGACCGUGGACUAUGAGGGGAUGUUGAAACAGUACCAGGGAGAGACGGCAGAGGAGAGACGAGCCAGGGAAGAGAGAGAAGACGAUGACUUCAUUAAAUCAAUAAAGUUCAACAGCGGUCUGAAGCACAAGAUCGUGAGCGAAGAGAUCGUAGAAGAGUUGGAAGAAGACGGACCCAAGACAAAAAACAUUAAAAUAGAUGAACCUUCGAGCAGGGUGACGGACCACAAAAAGAAUGAAGCCUGGAAGAGGAGCCUCGGAGUCACCAGGAAACCACUGUCUAACCUGGUCAAAACAAAGAGAAUGGACGGAGCCAGUAGUGAUACAACUCAGACAGCCAAGAAGGAAGAGAAGGAAUCAAGUGCCAAAGCCACCGGGCUGGCAUUACUAGCAAGUUAUUCAGGAAGUGACAGCGACUAGGAAAUGUAUUGUUAGAGACUGGGAGAACGAUAAUAAUAAUUUAAUUUAACAGUAACUAGAUGUGGUGGAUAUUAAAACCAUUUUUACAUCAGUAAA